AGUCAUUUUAGUACACUACACUAACCUAAUCCUAACUGACGCGCCAUGCCUCGCUAUACGGUUCACAUUCGGGACGAGUGGCUGGCUGUUCCCUGCCGCGACCCGACCUACACCAUCCAGUGGCUGGGCUACGAGGCGCUCAAACGCUACACCAAGAACAAGCCCGACAACGGAGGCAUCAACGCGGUGAAAGACAUUCGGUUUGUCGCGAGGAGGUGCCAGGGACAGGGUCUGUUGGACGGCGAUGACACCAUAGAGGAUGUCCUCGAGGACAAUGACUUCGUCGAAAUUGCCAUCGAAGGGGAUACCAUGUCUCCAGACUUCAUUCCAUACCAGCCUGGAGUUUCACACCUGACAGCUGCAUACAGAGAAUCCGACGAUAACCUUUUCCUAGACGGUAACAGCCUGACUUCGACAGACCUGGUGAAUUUAGGACGGGGUCUGUACAAGAUUAAGCUGACCUCAGAGGCAGAGAACGGAGUUGUGAAAUCCAGAGAGCUUCUGGACACCAUCGUCAAGGAGAACAAAGUUGUCUAUGGGAUCACUACAGGGUUUGGUAAAUUUGCCCGGACUGUCAUUCCUGUCCACAAGCUCAAGGAGCUACAGGAAAAUCUGGUGCGAUCACACUCUGCAGGUGUGGGCAACCCACUGAGCCCAGAAAGGACCAGGAUGUUGUUGGCGCUGAGGAUCAAUGUCCUGGCUAAAGGAUACAGUGGAAUCUCCCUGGAAACCCUGCACAGAAUGAUCCAGGCCUUCAACGCGUCCUGCCUGUCCUUCGUCCCUGAGAAGGGGACAGUAGGUGCCAGCGGAGACCUGGCCCCUCUCUCCCACCUGGCUCUGGGGCUGAUGGGAGAAGGCAAGAUGUGGUCGCCCAAGAGUGGAUGGGCCGACGCCAAAUACGUACUAGAGGCUCAUGGACUCAAGCCAAUAUCACUGAAGCCCAAGGAGGGCCUGGCGUUAAUUAAUGGUACCCAGAUGAUCACGUCUCUGGGGGCAGAGGCGGUGGAGAGAGCCCAGGCCAUCGCCAGGCAGGCGGACAUCAUCGCUGCUAUCACCCUGGAGGUGCUUAAGGGGACCUCCAAGGCCUUCGACAGUGAUAUCCACGCUCUGCGGCCCCAUCCAGGACAGAUAGAAGUGGCCAUGAGGUUCCGCGCCUUACUGGACUCAGACCACCACCCCUCAGAGAUCGCAGAGAGCCAUCGGUUCUGUGACAGAGUCCAGGAUGCCUACACCAUGCGUUGCUGUCCUCAGGUCCACGGUAUUGUGAACGACACAAUAGAUUUUACCCAGAAAAUCAUCAACACCGAGAUCAACAGCGCCACCGACAACCCUAUGGUGUUUGCAGAGAGAGGAGAGACCAUCUCAGGAGGAAACUUCCAUGGAGAAUACCCAGCAAAGGCCCUGGACUUCUUGGCUAUAGGUGUCCAUGAGCUGGCAGCCAUCAGUGAGAGGAGGAUUGAGCGUCUGUGUAACCCGUCUCUCAGUGAGCUGCCAGCCUUCCUAGUCAACGAGGGAGGGCUCAACUCUGGAUUCAUGAUCGCACACUGUACAGCUGCCUCCCUGGUAUCAGAGAACAAGGUGCUGUGCCACCCGUCUUCAGUGGACUCCCUGUCCACCAGCGCAGCCACAGAGGACCACGUCUCCAUGGGAGGCUGGGCCGCCAGGAAAGCCCUGAGGGUGGUGGAACAUGUGGAACAAGUCCUAGCAAUCGAGCUGCUAGCUGCCUGCCAGGGAAUUGAGUUCCUCCGCCCCCUGCGUACUACAACACCACUGGAGAAGGUCUAUGACCUUGUACGCAGCGUAGUCAAGCCCUGGAUCAAGGAUAGGUUCAUGUCUCCAGACAUUGAGGCGGUCCAUCGUCUUCUUCUAGACCAGAAGGUGUGGAACGUGGCUCAGCCAUACAUUGAGAAGUAUAACAUGGAGCUUCUUCCUGAGUCCCGCCCCAUCUCUCCUACUGCCUUCUCAUUGGAUCCCCCAGCAUCACCACGGAAACGCAUCCGACUUGAGUGAAAUCAUCAUCUGUCUAAAUAUAUGCUUUUUGUCUUCCUGUUUUUCAGACAAAUGUUUUCUUCCUUCCGCAACCCCAGCGGCUUCAAUAAUUAUCAUGUAUUCCAUGCUAGUUUUGAACAAAGAGUUGUCGGAUAACAUUGAUUGAGGCUAGACAGUAGAUUUGUAAUCUUAUUCGUCACAGGAAACUAGAUAAAGCUUGAUUUAAUGUAUUAAACUUUAUUCACAAAAGCAAUGUGAAUUUAUUUUUCAAUAAACUACAAUAACUUUA
This is a messenger RNA of Salvelinus fontinalis (brook trout), 2278 nucleotides long. RefSeq names its product histidine ammonia-lyase (gene hal). The transcript is spliced from 20 exons. NCBI's taxonomy places the organism in Eukaryota, Metazoa, Chordata, Actinopteri, Salmoniformes, Salmonidae. Gene Ontology annotation, biological process: L-histidine catabolic process. Gene Ontology annotation, molecular function: histidine ammonia-lyase activity. The record is from RefSeq and is a predicted model, not a curated record. Bases 46 to 2010 code for a protein of 654 amino acids. Gene Ontology annotation, cellular component: cytoplasm.